Messenger RNA from Fragaria vesca subsp. vesca, 1383 nucleotides. Its product is annotated as UPF0481 protein At3g47200-like. The transcript has a single exon. Bases 1 to 1383 code for a protein of 460 amino acids. The record is from RefSeq and is a predicted model, not a curated record. Lineage: Eukaryota; Viridiplantae; Streptophyta; Magnoliopsida; Rosales; Rosaceae.
AUGGAAAACCACAUCGAAAGACGUAGUGAUGAGCAUGAUAGUUUGAUUGUAGUAAAAGAUGACAACAAGAGCACAGAAAUUGUUGAAGCAUUGGAGAAGUCCAUGAGCACCAUGCUACGCAGUGAUUCACCCUUGUCUGCUAAAUGCUGCAUCUUCAGAGUUCCUGAGGUGCUGAGGAGACAUAAACCAGAGGCCUAUCAACCUGAUGUUGUUUCAAUAGGACCUUUUCAUCGAGGUGGAAAACAAUUUCAGCUUAUGGAAGAGGUGAAACAGUGGUAUUUACAGAACCUUCUCUCGCGUCUGAAUAUAAGUUUGAAAACUUUGAUCCAAGGCAUUGAUAAUGUUGUCGAAUUUGAAAAACGUGCACGUAGAUUUUAUGCACAACCACUUGAUCAUAUUAGCCAGAAUGAAUUCAUAGAAAUGAUGAUACUUGAUGCAUGUUUUCUCAUAGAACUAUUUCGUAAGCUUUGCUUCCCGGAUAAUAAGCUUUCUGUUACAGGAAGUGUUCAAGAAACAGAUACCGGCAAUGACCCUAUACUGAACAUGGAUUGCAUGCUCCAAUAUUUAUGCCAUGAUCUUUUGCUACUAGAAAAUCAGAUACCUUGGUUUGUUCUUGAGUGUUUUUGUAAUCUUACCGCACACAAUUCUCCCUACCCUUGCCUCACCAUACUAGUGCUCAACUUUUUCAGCUUAGAAGCAUCACUGGCCAGUAAUUUUAAGUAUUAUUCCGAGCAAAAUUCUAGAUACAAAAUCUUACACAUACUUGAUCUAAUCAGAACUGCAAUAGUUGUCCCAACCAGAGUCUUUUGGUCUAGUCACAUUACAUCAGAGUCAAAAUUGCUUCCUGCGAACAAUCUCUCGGAGGCUGGCAUUGAAUUUAGAACGAGGGGUGCUGCUGAAAGCAUAAUGAGCAUAGAUUUCAGAGAUGGCACUUUCAUGAUUCCGCAACUAGCAAUCGGAGAGCUGACUGAACCAUUGUUCCGGAACCUCAUUGCCUUUGAACAAUGUUAUCAUGGCCGCUCACAUAAGAUCACAUCUUAUGCCCUGUUGAUGAAUUACCUCAUCAGCUCCAGCAAGGACAUGGAUUUCCUUUGUAACAAAGGAAUAAUGGUUAAUUGGUUGAACUCUGAAGAUGCUUCCCAAUUUUUCAGCAAGCUUUACAAUGACACUGUUCUCAAGCAUUUCUACUAUGGUAGACUCUGUGCUGAAGUGAAUAGGUAUCACAAAAUUACCUGGAACAAGUGGCUGGAGAAAUUGAAGCGUGAUUAUUUAUGUAAUCCAUGGAAAAUUAUAUCUUUGGUUGCAGCCUUCAUCCUUCUGGUUCUCACCCUACUGCAGACCACAUACACCAUUUUUCAAUACUAUCAUCCUCGAUCAAAUUGA